UAAACAAAAGACCUGUAUUGUAAUCAAUGUAUUUUUACAUUUGUCUCAUUUAGCAUUUGUCCAGAGACGAUCCGAAUUUGUAAACUCAAAUACAGAUAUUUUACGGAUUAUUUUACGUAUGGACUAACUAAAGAUUUCUUAACUACAGAACAAAAGGAAGUUUGUUUUAAAAAAGAAGGAAUAUUCACAGUGAUGUUAAACCAAAUCAAGAGAAACCCAUACUUUGCUUCAGUUUGUAUGUGUUUAGUGCUGCUGGUAGUUUAUAUGUUUAUGACAAGUGAAUCUCCGGGUGAAUACACAGUGCUCAAUGAUGGGCGUGUCAUCAAAAUUGAUCGGGACGCAUUUGAACCGGAAGUUAUAGAAGAUAUUAAGACGGUUGAUUCAAAAUAUCCCAGAAUUCCUCACAUCAUUCAUUUUGUUUAUAUCUCAGGAGGGAAGGAAAGCAAGGGAGUUCCUUCAAAAUAUGAGAAAAAUAUCAGGUCAUUUUUACGUUUUCAUCCAAACUGGACGUACUAUUUUUGGUCGGAUGAGACAGCGCGAGCACUGAUUCUUGAACGUCACCCAGACCUUAUUUCAUUGUACGAUAGUUACUCUAGACCAAUUGUAAAGGCAGAUGCUCUUCGAUAUGUUUUAAUGUAUGAGUUUGGAGGUGUCUAUGCAGAUCUUGACUUAGAAUGCCUGCGACCUCUUGAUCGUGCUACUAUGAAAUAUGCUUGUAUACUAUCGCCCGAACCUUUCGUGCACAGUGCUGUAUGGUAUGGUCAAAAUUACUUCUUAACUAAUGCAAUUUUACUGUGUAGAAAGAAACAUCCAUUCUAUCUCCAACUUAUCAAAGAAUUACCAAACUAUGCACACUUCAGUGGUUCUUUACAAUCGGCAGGGACUGUUUUCUUUACAAAUAUAUUUGAAAAAUUCAGUAAAAUUCCUUCGCAUGGUGACUUCAUUUUUAAAUUUGACAUAGAUGACGACACACCAUAUUUUUACCAAGCUAAACUAGAGUCGGCAGAAACAGAGAACGCUACUUAUGUUGUAAAUUCACAGUAUUUCAUGGACUCAAUUGAUACAGGAACUCUUGCAUAUCUUAAGUUCACGACAAUGUGUGUGUUAUAUAGUUUCUGGAAUGACUUAGUAAGGCGCGGAUGUAAACUUUGGAAGAAGAAAAAGGCUAACGCAGUACAAAGUCCUCAUGCAUAUAUUAAUCAUAUGUGGGUACAUAGUGCUAGCAAGUGGUUUUUCAAGUCAAAAAAGAAAAUGGUGCCGAUACAUUCAAUAAUUCCACAUGUAGAACAAUUUACAAGUAUCAGCUGAGAUGUGUGGGUUUAUGAGAUUACUUAUUUUAUCAUUAUUAAAUAAACAUGAUUCGGGCAUACACGGAAAGUAAAUAAACUCGAAAGGCCAAUCGGAUUUGAUCAAGCUAAAGCAAAAGAAUACGACUUGAAAAGUCCUUGGAAUGGGAAGAUAGAGAGAACUAGUUCGUUAAAUCGCAAAUGACAAAUUUUCGGAAUUGAAUUCAUAACUAAAGGUUUCGGUGUUCAAGAAACCGAAGCUGUGCUUGCUAAACGAAAGGAGACGUACUCGAUUAUAGAUCGCUAAAAGAAAAUAAUGGCAAAUUCUUUAGUUGGGCCCGACCAAAACUUUAAUCAGUGAUCGUGCCGAAGGACCGUUCCAUGAGGUUACAAGCUAUGAAGAGCAAGAGAAACUACGAAUUGGAUAAGUAAUAGAACUUGUUUAAUUUGGAAAUAAACGGUUAUAAAAGUUUUUAAUCUUACGGAAAUGAUUCUGAUGAAAGUGCUAUUUGUUCUCCUUAUCAGAGAAAUAAGUACACUAAUAAAUCUGGUCACAAGAUAGUAUUUGAAUAUUUGGCGCUUACUGUUGGCAGAAAGAUAAAACAGAAUUCGGAUCAUCCCGAGUGUUUGACAGCUUGUCCAUAUGCAAGGCAAUGCCUUUUUUCGUGCAACAGGAUUUUCAAGAAUGAGGAGAUUGAUACUAAGUAGGAAGCUUUGUUUGAACCCGAAUUUUGUUUUAAAAAAUCAGACAUUAAUAUGAAUAACAAUAUUCAGUUUUGUUCUGGUUAAUGUCAAUUAUAAAGUUUUGUCAAGAAUACUUCAUGAGUUAGUGAAAAAAAUUAGGAAAUUAUAAUUUUGACGUUUAUUUAAUACAAAUAUCACGCCGAUAAAACAGGUUUAUCCUUGGCAAAUACUUCAAAACGUUUGUACAAAAAAAACAACAAACACUAUUAAAUAUA
This is a messenger RNA of Ruditapes philippinarum (Manila clam), 2245 nucleotides long. RefSeq lists its product as uncharacterized. Gene Ontology annotation, molecular function: mannosyltransferase activity. Lineage: Eukaryota; Metazoa; Mollusca; Bivalvia; Venerida; Veneridae. Gene Ontology annotation, biological process: mannosyl-inositol phosphorylceramide biosynthetic process. The record is from RefSeq and is a predicted model, not a curated record. The transcript is spliced from 2 exons. Bases 193 to 1308 code for a protein of 371 amino acids.